This is a messenger RNA of Phlebotomus papatasi, 2214 nucleotides long. Its product is annotated as CYFIP-related Rac1 interactor B. The record is from RefSeq and is a predicted model, not a curated record. Gene Ontology annotation, biological process: regulation of actin filament polymerization. The transcript is spliced from 4 exons. Lineage: Eukaryota; Metazoa; Arthropoda; Insecta; Diptera; Psychodidae. Bases 402 to 1376 code for a protein of 324 amino acids. Gene Ontology annotation, molecular function: small GTPase binding.
AGUAUUUUGUUAGCUUUUGUGCACUUCAAACGUCUUUGGAGUAGUUCGUAGUUCCGUGAAAAAAACUGCCCUGAAUCAUCUUCUUCCCUGGAUAAACCAUCCGCAGGCUGCCCGUGGAAUUUACCAUUAAUUGAAUUAAUGAAUCGAAUGGCAAUCGAUUGAUUGGGAAGUGUGUGAAGUGAUAUUGAGAGUAGGGAAGGGAGAGUGUGCUGGGUUGGGAUAAAGGAGUAAUGAGUAGAACAAGAGAGAUGUGAAUGUGCAGUGUUUAUCGUGUUUUUUAUUUUAUCAAAAAUUUGUACGACAACCAAAGAAGAGCAUCUUGCUAGACGCCAAGGGGUCCCUCCUUGUAUAACCAACUAAUUGUGAUUGUGAAUUGGGAGGAAAAGCAGCGACAGAUAGAAAUGGGAAAACUUCUAAGUCUCCUAGCUCGAGAUGAUUCGACGUGCUGCACAACAAAGUCUUAUGAUGUCUUCCUGGACUUUGAGAAUGCAGCUCCCACGGAGACAGAGAAGGAGGUUUACGAUGAGGUUGAGCGUGUAUUGAAGGAGAGUGAAGCCGUUCUGGAUGAAAUUCAGGUCUAUAAGGGAGCUGGAAAGGAGAUCCGUGAGGCGAUAGCUGAUCCAUCUCCACAGUGUCAGGAGAAAGCGUGGAACGCUGUCCUGCCGCUCGUGAUAAAGCUCAAGAGGUGCUACGAACAUUCUCUGGAGCUGGAGAGGAUUGUUCCGAAGUUGCUGGGUCAACUGGUGGGUGGUCGACUGAAUCCCACACAGCAUCUCGAGACACAACAGGCUCUUGUGAAGCAACUGGCAGAAAUUCUCGAGUUCGUCCUCAAGUUUGACGAGUACAAGAUGAAAACACCCGCGAUCCAGAACGAUUUCAGCUACUACAGACGUACUGUUAGUCGGCAGAGGAUCGAUAAUACUAGUCAGAUGCUCGUGAGCACGGAGUUAGCUAAUCGCAUGUCGCUGUUUUAUGCUCAUGCGACACCGAUGCUCAAGGUGCUCAGUGAGGCCACAUCGAAAUUUGUCCGGGACAAUGCAGAUGAUGUGGAUAAUACAACAGAGACACUGGGCACGAUGGCCAAAGUUUGCCUGAGGAUGCUUGAAAAUCCAAAACUCCUGUCACAGAUCGAACGGGAGGAGACGCAUCUGUUGGUGCUGCGAGUGAUGGUGGGCCUUGUGAUUCUCUAUGAUCACGUGCAUCCAGUUGGCGCCUUCGCACGUGGAGCGCAUGUUGAUGUCAAGGGAUGCGUACGGCUGCUCCAGGCUCAGCCGGCUAUCAAAGCUGAGCCCCUCCUAAACGCCCUCCGAUACACAACCAAGCACCUCAAUGAGGACAACACGCCCAAGAACAUCCGGAACCUACUGGCCGCCUAAGAUCUUCUUUCCUUCCUUCCUCAAUUAGUCAAUCGUUUGUCCCUCUUUGUAUGCAUCUUGGACUUUUUGUUUUCUUUCGCGAAUAGAAUGCGUUUUAGUGAAAAAAAAUUGAAAUAUUUUAAGGAAAACAUUAUAAUAAAGCUAAUGUGAGAGUUAAGAGCAAAGUGAAUUAAAUUAAAUUACCAAUUUUUAGAUAAUUGUGCAUUUGAGAGAGCAGUAAAAAUAAUUUUAAUAAUAAAAAAAUCCUACGAGAUGUGGAAGAAAAUUUGUUGAUAAUCUAUAAUUAAAUAUUGUAAGUUUUUUCUGUCUAUAUAAAAGAUAAAAAAAAUGAAAAUAAAUAUUUGAGAUAAAGAAAAAAAUCUCCCAGUGAGAUAUAAUGUUAACAGAAUGUCUUCAUUUUUUAUCCUAUGCCUCUCUUCCAUUUUAUUAAAGGAUGCAAAGAAUCGAGAGUAUUUUUUCGAAAAAUAAAAUUAUUUAAAACUAGCUAAAAAAAAAACCAAUGUAAAAGUGUAAGUUCGAAGAGAGAAAAUUAUGAAUAAUUAAGCUUAUUGUCACAUAAAAAUUGCAAAGUGAAAUUAUCUAAAAAUCACAAAUUAAUUGAGAAAAAUUUUUCAAGCUCAAAUUUAAAACUAGCAUUUCACUCUGCUGAUUUUUUUUACAGAGAGAAGAAAAAAGAAAUAAAGAAAAGGAGUUGUUUUUAUUUCUUAGAAUUUAGAACAAGUUUUUAUCACAAAUUUGACGAGUAUUCUGAUUUGUUUUUCGUGUGAACAUAAACAGACCAUCUUUAUAUACUAAAGAGAACCACUAAUGCAAAUAAAUUAAGUCAAUCUUUAAAGGA